Molecule: messenger RNA, 2911 nt
Organism: Prunus persica (peach)
Lineage: Eukaryota; Viridiplantae; Streptophyta; Magnoliopsida; Rosales; Rosaceae
Product: probable inactive ATP-dependent zinc metalloprotease FTSHI 2, chloroplastic
Exons: 2
Coding region: 776-2131 (451 amino acids)
Biological process (GO): regulation of DNA-templated transcription; proteolysis
Molecular function (GO): ATP-dependent peptidase activity; zinc ion binding; metalloendopeptidase activity
Source: RefSeq, a predicted model, not a curated record
AAAACAUUCUUCACGUGUUUCAGAUACUCAGCAGGCAAAACCUUACACAAGAAUUCGAACCCCAGCGGUUCCGACGACCGGCCAUUGACGAGGAUAGAAGGUUAUGGAGAAUAAUGAUUGUACAAGGUUAAGCAGCGAGUCAUUAAGUGGUGAUGAAGUGGAUAUGCAAGGUAAGGAUCUUUUUCAUUCACUUGUUUUUCAAUCACAAUUGAAUGAAUUUUCUUUGAAAUCUCACGAUCCAGAUAAAGAUAAAGAGAUAACUGAAGAUUUAAAACUUGGAGCACAGUUCAGUUCUCAUGAUAGUGCAUACAUAGCUUAUGUCAAGUAUGGUGGAACACAUGGUUUCAAUGUGAGGAAGCAACAUAGAAAGACAAAUAAGGUGGGUUUUGUAACAAGGGUAACUUACUGUUGUUCAAAAGAAGGUCAUUGAAGAAAUGAUAAACGGCGUGGAAGUCCAUCUUAUUCUUUACCAAUUUCAAGGGUUGGUUGUGAAGCACAUAUGAUUUGCCAACUUCAGAAAAAUGGGAAAAUUAAGAUUGUGUCGUUUAAUGCAAGUCAUAAUCAUGAUUUGAUUAAAGCACCCAUGAAACAUAUGCUAAGGGUUAAUCGUUGUAUAUCUAGAGCUCAAAAGGCAUAUGUUGUUGGUGCAGACAAGUCAAGAAAACCAAUCAAAGAAACUGUGGAAUUAAUGAGUGGAGAAGUUGGGGGGCAAGAGAAUCUUGGUUUUGUCGAUAAGAAUUAUCGAAAUUAACUACGUACAAAGCGAAAAAUAAAAAUGGAAAAGGGAGAUGCUGGGCCCAUACUGCAAUACUUUCAACAUAUGCAUGAAGAUGAUUCAUCAUAUUUCUGUUCAAUGCAGCUUGAUGAGGAUGAUAUGAUCACACAUAUAUUUUGGGCAGAUGCACGAUCAGUUCGUGAUUAUGAUGUCUUUGGGGAUGUUAUUUGUUUUGACACGACUUAUCAAAUAAAUGAGUAUGGUAGACCAUUUGCACAAUUUGUUGGGGUUAAUCAUCAUAUACAAAUUAUAGUUUUUGCUGCAGCUUUACCAUAUGAUGAUACCAUAGACUCUUUUAAGUGGUUGUUUGAGACUUUUCUUGCAGUGAUGUCUAUGAAGCAACCAAAGACCAUACUUACAGACCAAUCUGCUGCAAUGGCUGAAGCAAUAUUAGAAGUUUUUCCUGAAGCUCACCAUCGGCUAUGUGCUUGGCAUAUUUACCAGAUUGCUGCUAAGAAUCUAAGCCACGUGUUUCAUGGAUCAAAGCAAUUCGCUUGUGAUCUUAGCAAGUGUGUAUAUGAAUAUGAGGAGUGUGUAUAUGAAUAUGAGGAUGAGGAUGAUUGGCUAUUUGCAUGGAAUGAUAUGCUUGAAAAGUAUGACCUCAAGGAGAAUAAGUGGUUGAAAGAAUUAUUCGAAGUGAGGGAUAAGUGGGCAUUGGUGUAUAAACGACACACUUUCACUGCAGACUUGAUUAGUACACAACACAAUGAAUGUAUGACCACUGUGUUGAGAAGAUACUUGAUGCCAAGUCAUAAUCUUUUGAGUUUCUUUGAACACUAUGAGAAAGUUAUGGCAGAUCGAAGAUAUAAGGAAUUACAAGCUGAUUUCAAGAUGAUGCAAACUAUUGCUUUGUUAUCAACUAAUGUGGAGAUGUUGCGACACGCGGGGGAGGUUUAUACCCCUGAAGUUUUUAGACUUUUUGAAAAAAUUUACAUGGGUAUUCUUGAUUGUAGUGUCUAUAAAGUUGGUAAGUCUGGGAUGACAUGUGAGUACAGAGUAUCUUAUAGUGGUAAAUCUCAAGUGUGUUUGGUUAAAUAUGAUGGUUCAACACAAGCAGUUACUUGUAGUUGCAUGAAGUUCACUUUUGUUGGGAUUUUAUGUUCUCAUGCAUUGAAAGUGCUAGAUAAGAAGAAUGUGAAAAGGAUCCCACCUGUUUACAUAUUACAGCGAUGGGCGAGAGAUGCAAAGGCUAGGAGCAUCACUAAUUAUGAGGGACUUGAGACUAACAACAAUGCUAAGGAUUCUAUUGGGAAGCGUUAUAGCCAUUUGUACUGCAAUUUUCGCGAGAUAGCAUCCUUUGCAGCAGAAGAUGAGAAGUUAACUGCAUGUGCACAUGUUCCUGUAACUAAGAAGUGAAUGCAAAAAGCAAACAAGUAAAGAGUGAAUAUACAAUUAAUGCCUUGUAAUAAAUCUUGUUUCCAGGACCUUGAUACGGAAGCAUUGCAAAUUGUCAACACGUGUUAUGAACGUGCAAAAGAGGUAAUGUAAAAGACUUUCUCAGUGAUGUUUUCUGUUAUUCUUACCUUAGCAAAGUUACAUAUCUUUGUUUUGGAUAACAGAUUCUGCAGAAAAACCGAAAGCUCAUGGAUGCGGUGGUGGAUGAACUUGUCCAGAAGAAGAGUUUAACCAAACAAGAAUUCUUUAGCCUAGUUGAGUUACAUGGUUCAAUCAAACCUCUGCCACCUAGCAUACUUGACAUCAGGGCUGCCCAACGGAAGCAGUUCCAAGAUAUGAUGAUGAACCAAAAGGAACCAGUUUUGGGGAGCAGCUUAUGAAUAAGAUGUAGAGAUAUGGUAGAUUCUUAAUUAUCUUUGAUGUGGAGGAAGCAAACAUACGAGUAGGGCAUGUCAUUUCAAGCGGUGAUUGAUUUCGCGAGCAUCUUGUCCAAUGAUUGAUAUUUAUCAUGUUCGGCAGCCCGGGUCAGGUUGUGGAACCCUAUCUGUUGAUCAUAAAAGAAAUAUGGGGAAGUCAUGCGAAGAAACGUUAAUCUGAGGGAGAAGCCCCCUUCAGUAUUCUUUUGAACGAUUUGUAAUUUACAAAUGUUCUAUUUCAUUUGUAUCCUACCCGUCUUAAUAAUCUAUUUGAUUUACUUGGCUACUUGGACAGAAUGGUUCUAGUAGCUCAAUUUGAUCAAAA